AUGAUGACGAUCGUCAUGCUCCAAGUUGCAUUGGCACAACCAAAGCCGUAUCAAACUUCGAAACUGUCCCAAGAAAAUGGGAUGUACUUUGAAAAUCAGGGACCACUUCGAUUAACAAAUUCUGAUUGGAAAUUGAUAAUAUAUGUAAAAUUAGAUAACUUUAAUCAACGUACAAAGGAAACUAUGUAUUUUUACGAUAAAACUAUAAAAUUAUGUGACGAUUUAACAAUAGUAUACGAAGGCAUGUUUAAAACACUUUGUGAAAAUUUUAAGAUUGCGUCCAUCAGCCUUGAACAGGAAGUGACGAGGAAACGAGUUUAUAUGUUACAAUCUAUAGAUGAAACAGAUACAAUUACCCGGGUAAGAAGGGGUUUAGUAAAUUUAGUAGGUCGAAUACAAAAAACAUUAUUUGGUACAUUAGAUGAUACUGACGCAGAAACAUACGAUAAACAAAUCGAGGAAUUACAAACUAGUCGAAAUAAUUUAUUAAAAAUAGUAGAAAAACAAACUAGCAUAUUGAAAGCAACCGAAAAUACAUUUAAGGAGGCAACCCAAAUGGUAGGUCAGAUAAAUAAACUUAGCACAUUAUACAAUCGAAUGGCAACAACGGUAAAUCAAACCGUAAUCAAUUUAGAUAUCGUAGAAGCAAAAAGUAAUAUUAACGAACAAAUAAAUAUAAUAAAUUUAAUAUUUCAACAGUUAAGUUUCGAAACCGAUACAAUUUGCGAAGUAAUAAUAGCCGCACAAGGUGGUAUAAUACAUUCAAGCAUAAUAUCCGCUAUGGAAUUACGUAAGCAAUUAAAAGAUAUUUCAAUGAACGUUCCAAAAGGACAAAGUUUACCGUUCGAUUUAAAUCAAAUAUCGUUAUAUGAACUAAGUAAAAUGUCAAAAUUAAAUAUAAUUUACAUAAACGAAACAUUAAUAUUCGAAAUAAUAAUACCACUAAUAAACUCAGUUGAUUUAACAUUAUUCCACGUAAUACCACUACCAGUAGUAAAAAAUGAUCAUUAUAUGCACAUAAUACCUGAAUAUGGGUACAUAGCCAUUUCAAAAACGCAUGAAUAUUAUUUAACAUUAUCGUUUAGCCAGCUACUGAUGUGUAGACAAAUUAAUAUGGGAACAUUAUGUCCGGAAACACAACCAUUAAGACUAGGAGCCAGUGAGCUGCCAUGUGAAGUAGAACUAUUUAUUAAACCAUCGAGCAUACCUAGCACGUGCCCAAUACAUUAUCUAGACAUCACUCGUAGUAUUUAUCAUAAACUAAAAUAUCAGAACGCAUGGAUAUAUACAAUAAAAACAACGGACAAUGUAGCCAUCUCGUGCGAGAAUCGAGACCAGGCGAUGAAUAUACAAUUAAGCGGGAUAGGAAUAUUAAAAUUAAACGAGGACUGCAGGGGAUACACACCACAAAUGGUGCUAACACCGAAUAGGCAUUUAAAUUCGACACAUUAUAAGGAUUUUAUAUCAAACAUAGGCAUAACGUCAAAUUUGACAAUCCCCAUUUCCAUAAAAAAGAAAAUAAGCAAUGUCAUAACACACACAAAUUCUGUGGUAAAACUAACUGACUUGAGUCAAUAUUCUAAAUCCAUUGAUGAAAUAGAACAAUUAAUACAAGAAGAAAAGGACAAAACGACCACAAGGGAUAUAACCGAUUUUCACACUUAUAUGUUUUAUUUCAUAAUAAUAAUAGCAUCGGGUAUAAUUAUAAUAAAAUGUAAAAGAAAAAUGAGUAAUAAUCGAUCAGUAAAUAGAGUUAGGCGACAUUUAGUGUCACUACAGUCAGCUAGAGAAAUGGACGAAGUAACACGUUUGUAA
This is a messenger RNA of Macrosiphum euphorbiae (potato aphid), 1815 nucleotides long. The record is from the annotation of a GenBank genome assembly. NCBI's taxonomy places the organism in Eukaryota, Metazoa, Arthropoda, Insecta, Hemiptera, Aphididae.